Molecule: messenger RNA, 2751 nt
Organism: Pimephales promelas (fathead minnow)
Lineage: Eukaryota; Metazoa; Chordata; Actinopteri; Cypriniformes; Leuciscidae
Source: RefSeq, a predicted model, not a curated record
GCUCCUCACCAGGGGUAGAGGGUUGGGAAAGGUCUCACAGAGGGUGUUAUCCUGGAAUUUGGUGUCUUUUGGGAGAGCCAAAUCAGUUUUGUGAUGUGUCUGAGAGGGUCGAAGCCGUGGGGCUCGUGCUUCACCCCAUGGAGAAUUAAACGUGUCUAUCACAUUGGAGGAGAAAAAGUCAUCAAAAGGAUUGGGAUGUUUGGACGGUGCACUGCAUAUUAUAAAAAGAAAAAGGAUAAAAGGAUGGAGGCCUCGUGUCUGGAACUGGCUCUGGAAGGUGAGCGUCUGUGUAAAGUGGGAGAUUACCGUGCGGGCGUCUCAUUUUUUGAGUCGGCCAUCCAGGUGGGCACAGAAGACCUGCAGAUUUUGAGCGCCAUCUACAGUCAGCUGGGCAACGCAUACUUCCACCUGCACGAGUACAACAAGGCGCUGGAAUACCAUCGGCAUGACCUGACGCUCACCAGAACUAUUGGAGAUCAGGUGGGAGAAGCUAAAGCCAGUGGGAACCUCGGAAACACGUUGAAAGUUUUGGGACGCUAUGACGAAGCAGCAGUUUGUUGCCAAAGACACCUGGAUAUUUCCAGGAUGCUCCAUGAUAUGGUGGGGCAGGCUCGAGCGCUGUAUAAUUAUGGGAAUGUGUACCACGCCAAGGGGAAGAACAUAUGUUGGAGCGGUAUGGACCCUGGAGACUUUCCCGAGGAGGCACGCAUCGCUCUAAAGAAAGCAACCGAGUACUAUGAAGCGAAUCUGGCCAUUGUGAAGGAGUUGGGGGACAGAGCGGCUCAGGGCAGGACUUACGGCAACCUUGGCAACUCACACUAUUUGCUCGGAAACUUCCAGGAUGCUGUUCUUGCCCACGAGCAGCGUCUCCUCAUCGCGAAGGAGUUUGGAGACAGAGCCGCCGAGCGGAGAGCAUAUUGCAACCUUGGAAAUGCCUACAUAUUCCUCGGGCAGUUUGAAGUUGCAGCUGAGCAUUACAAGCGGACGCUGCAGUUGGCGCGGCAGCUGAAGGACAGGGCUGUGGAAGCUCAGGCCUGUUACAGUCUGGGAAACACCUACACGCUUCUGCAGGACUAUGAGAGAGCUAUAGACUAUCACCUCAAACAUCUCAUCAUAGCUCAGGACCUCAAGGACAGGAUUGGAGAAGGGAGGGCGUGCUGGAGUUUAGGGAAUGCAUACACCGCACUGGGAAACCACGAGCAGGCCAUGAGCUUUGCUGACAAACAUCUGGAGAUCUCAAAAGAGAUUGGAGACCGCAGCGGGGAGCUGACGGCUAGGAUGAACGUAUCGGAUCUGCAGUUAGUUUUGGGUCUGAAGCAAAACAGUAACAGCUCUGCCCUCAUCGAGAGCCCGUCCGGUGACAGCAGUCCGCCUGAUGGGAGAUCCAAAGGAAGCCGGAGACACAGCAUGGAGAACAUGGAGCUCAUGAAACUGACCUCUGACAAAAAUACGGGGCAGGCCUGUGAGGAGACUACAACCACUCAGCAAACCAAAUCACCAACCAAAACAUCCAUAGCCAAGACAUCUUCAAAACUUUUCUUCAUCAAUCGCUUCAGGAGCAAAAAGCACAGGUUGAAUGGUUCAAACUCCAGUCUGCCAGCUGAGAACCACAGCAGCACCAGCCCGACUGCAGCGCCUCUGGACACACAGUGCGCUCCAGACACUCUGGGGGACGACGGCUUUUUUGACCUUCUAACCCGCUUCCAGGGCAGCCGUAUGGAUGAUCAAAGGUGCACAUUAGAGGACGGCAUUAGUCGUGUUCCCGCCCCUUCCUUUCCCCGUGAAACCCCGUCCGUAGCCUUGAGGAAACCUACUUCCGUGUCCGAAGCGGAGGCCUCUGCACAGCCUGGCCAUUUCCUAGAUCUGCUGGCCAGUUCGCAGAGCCGUCGGCUGGACGAGCAGCGGGUCAGUGUCAGCAAUCUCCCGGGUCUCCGGCUGGACCAGCGCCGCAGCCAGGACGUCCUCAGCAAACUCAUGGCCGCGGCCGAUAGCAAAGAACCAGAUGAAGACUUCUUCGACAUGCUGAUUAAGAGCCAGGGAUCCAGACUGGAUGAUCAGAGGUGUGCUGCUCCUCCUCCCCCCACCAGAGGCCCUACAGUCCCAGACGACGACUUCUUCAGCCUCAUCCUUCGCUCACAGGCCAAACGGAUAGAUGAGCAGCGCGUCAUAUUACCAUCAGACCAGUCCUGACUCCUGACUGACCUGCCACUCAUCGAUCAAUGCCUUGUUGACAAUCAGACCCUACAUGAUGUUGUCCCUUCUUGCUUAACAUGAAGAUUUUUGCUUGAGGAGAUGCACAAAGUUUUGUUAAAAUUUCUACAAAUGUGACCUGAACUGGAUUCAGACGGGUUUGUGCAGAAUAGAUGCGUAUUCAGAAUCAGACCAAGACCGCAGUCUCGUUCUCAGGGAUUCAGUACAAUGCACUGAAUGCAUUUCAUUCACCUGGAUAACUGGAUGGACUUGAUCAGCUGUUACUGGACGGUAGAUUCAGACAAUUUUAUAUACACAGUAUAAAUAUAUAUAUAUAUAUAUAUUUUAACACUAAACUUAGUAUCAGUUCUGUUUUCGGUUGUUUGACUUGAAAUAUGUUUUAUAUUGACUUUUAAUACCUGCGAACUGUCAAUUCAACUAUCAAACUGUCAAAAAAGUCUGGAUUUAUGUGAAUAUAUAUAUAUAUCAGUCAAGAAUGUAUUACUUUUUUUAAAAUGACAAGAGGAAUAAAGCCUCAUCACAAAUGGACACAGACACAGA